This is a messenger RNA of Musa acuminata AAA Group (dessert banana), 2478 nucleotides long. RefSeq names its product cytochrome P450 94C1-like. Gene Ontology annotation, molecular function: monooxygenase activity; oxidoreductase activity, acting on paired donors, with incorporation or reduction of molecular oxygen; heme binding. The transcript is spliced from 2 exons. NCBI's taxonomy places the organism in Eukaryota, Viridiplantae, Streptophyta, Magnoliopsida, Zingiberales, Musaceae. The coding region runs from base 175 to 1674 and encodes 499 amino acids. The record is from RefSeq and is a predicted model, not a curated record.
CUGCUGACUCCCCCCACAAGAUAAGUCCCAGCUGAGUGAUUAGAAUACAACAAUGGAUGUCGAAUCACAUCACCGUGAUUACUCUCUCCAACCUCUGAUCGCCAUCCGUUUCCCCCGACAUCAUCAUAUAGUUGGUUCCGAGUACCGACUCCAACCCCAUCGGAGGAGGAAGCAAUGGAAGAAACAGUAGGAGCCCUUUGGUCACUCUUCUCCUUCCUCCUCCUUUUCUUCGCCGUCUCCCUCGUGCUGUUGGCGGCGUUGCUGAAGUUCCUGAGGUCCAUGUCAUGGUGGUGCAGCUGCUCCGUGUGCGAGGCCUACGUGACCGGCUCCUGGACCGCCCACUUCGGUAACCUCUGCGACUGGUACGCCCACCUACUCCGGGAGUCGCCCACCCGCACCAUCCAGAUCCACGUGCUCGGGAACACCGUCACAGCGAACCCCGACAACGUGGAGCACAUGCUACGCGCCCGCUUCGACAACUACCCCAAGGGGAAGCCCUUCUCCGUCAUCCUCCGGGACCUCCUCGGCCGCGGAAUCUUCAACGUCGACGGCGACCUCUGGCGCUUCCAGCGCAAGAUUGCCAGCGCUGAGCUCGGUAGCGCCGCCGUCCGCUUAUUCGCCUCCUGCAUCGUGGCCGACGAAAUCCGGGGUCGUCUCCUCCCCCUCCUUGACUUCGCCUGCGCCGGCGAUAAGAUCCUGGACCUGCAAGAUGUGUUCCGGAGGUUUGCUUUCGAUAACAUAUGUAAGAUCUCGUUCGGGCUCGACCCCCGCUGCCUGGAGCUGUCGCUGCCUUUGUCCGAGUUCGCAGCGGCCUUCGACAAGGCCUCGAGGCUAUCGGCCAGGCGGGCGACCACAACGACGCCCAUAGUGUGGAAAGCCAAGCGGCUUCUCAACUGGGGAUCGGAAAGAGAGCUCCGGGAGGCGAUCGGCAUGGUGAACCUUCUCGCCAUGGAGAUCAUUCGCCAGCGAAGGAAGCUCGGGUCCUCCUCUAACCACGACCUCCUCUCUCGAUUCAUGGCCGGCGUCGACGACGACAACUACCUGCGGGACAUCAUCAUUAGCUUCUUGCUGGCCGGCCGUGACACGAUCGCGUCGGCCCUGACUAGCUUCUUCCUCCUGCUGUCUCGCCACCCGGACGUCCGUUCGGCCAUACGCUAUGAGAUCGACCGCGUGUUGGGAUGCAGCGCGGCCACCGCCGGCUACGACCACCUGCGGGACCUGCACUACCUGCAUGCGGCCGUCUACGAGUGCAUGCGGCUGUACCCGCCGGUGCAGUUCGAUUCCAAGUUCUGCGUCGAGGACGACGUGCUGCCCGACGGGACCUUCGUGCGCAAGGGGACACGAGUCACGUACCACGCCUACGCCAUGGGGAGGAUGGAGGAGCUGUGGGGGAACGACUGCCACGACUUCCGCCCGCACCGGUGGCUGACCAACGGAGUGUUCACGCCGGAGAGUCCGUACAAGUACCCAGUGUUCCAGGGCGGCCUGCGGGGGUGCCUCGGCAAGGAGAUGGCGCUGUUGGAGAUGAAGACGGUGAUCGCGGCGGUGGUCCGGCGGUUCGACAUCGACGUCGUGGCCGACAACAGCAGCCGGACGCCCAAGUUUGCGCCGGGCCUCACCGCCUCCCUGGAGGGUGGCCUUCCGGUCCGCGUUCGCCGGAGGGAGGAGAGCUAGCCGGAGCAACAGUGUGGCGCAAUCAUCCCAUGUGUAUAGAAUUAAGCAUGUCACAUACUGUUACUUAUGGAAAUGUAUUGGAAUUUGGUGACUGCGACAGCACCGGAAGCAUGCGGUCGUUCGGUCCAGCCAUCUCCUUCUCCCCUCUUCAUAUGGCUGCCGAUUACUUCCUCUCGACUGCCGCAGCUUGCCGCCGAGAGAGACACAGUAUCAUCGCCAUGCUUGCCAUCAUUUACGUGUGGCUGCAGUAAAGCAACGUCGGAAGCCGAUGCUUGCCAUCCUUCAGUCAUCCAAGUCGUCGUCUUCCUCCCCGGGAACCUGCAGUACUGUAACAUCGUCUCGGCCGCCAUGGCUUCUUAGCCACAAGUGAUGACCACCACUGGAGCUUCAAGAUUAGGGAUUCAUCUCCUGCAAACAAUAUACAUCUGCGCAGGAAGCUGUUGAAGGUGUGAAACAUAAGGGUGGAAAUGAAGCGACAUGUUCUAUCAAGAAAAGAAAACGAAGCGAUGUGAUGGAUGGAUGGAUGGAUGGAUGGCGGCAUCGGAAAGGAAACGGCCGUAGAAAUAGAGCCAAGGCUUGAGAGGAAACCUGCAAAUGUCACCAUGCCCUGGCAAGUACAUUUGUUCCAAACGGCGAGAAGGACGGCUCCGACCAUAUUACCGGGCGACACGUGAACGGAAAACGACAAAGAGAAGAAGACGCACACUACGUUGCGUGUUGACAUUGACCAAAGGGUCUACUGUGUGCUGCAGUGGCUUUGAGGUUUAACUUAUCAAAAUAUCAAUCAAUGAAUUUAUGGGUAAA